UGGCCACUGAGCUCGUUUCUGUAGUUUUUCACAUAAGUUGUUUAUCUAAAACAAACAAUAUUCUUGAAAUAAAUCACAAUCUUGUUCUGAUUAGAUCGUGUCAGAACAUACAGAUCCACCCACACCCCUUUCAUAAGGCAGAAAGGGAAUCACCGCUCAUGUAUCACCCCCCCCCCCUCGCCCGCUUAUACUGGUUAAGCCUCAAUGCUUCCCUAGGCCUCCCUUUGUUUACUAUGAUAAUAUUGAGCACUAUCACGCAGAUGAGAAACAAUACGUUGGUUUACUCUAACGAGCUGGUGUACGCCGAGCACGACCCCGUCUACAGUUUCAUCAUCCGCAGUUACAACUAAACGGUCGGGGUGGAGUGUGACAUUCAAGGAAACGAUACUUCUUCAGGGCACAUCCAUCACAACAACGACCAACAUACGGUGGUUCCGGUGGAGGACGCCAGGCAGUACGACGUCAACGUGACAUUCUAUCGCGAUGCCAACUUCCAGAUGCCGCUGCCCGGAAACCAGCUGCACGUGCCCGUCGGCACGUACGUGUUUGUGAAGAUGUACACGACGACGAGCGACUGGACCGUGACGAUACGCCUAGAUUCAUGCUACACGCGCCUCGCCAACAGCUCCUUGAACAACCUUCAGUAUUUUCUCAUUAAAAACGGGUGUGCAAUGGAUUCAAACACUCAUCUGAUUUCGCAGUCGGCACACGAGACUCGCUUUGUCUUCAAAGACUUUGAUUACACGAACAGCCACGAGGGUAUUGACGUCACGUGUGACGCCACGUUCUGCAGUGCCAGUGACGUCUCCCGCCAAUGCACAUAGACGUGUAACCCGGUAGUCAGGCGGGCGGGACACAUGUACCUCCCAAAAGCAACAGCAGAAAGCAAUGUCAAUACUGACGAGGUCGUCACGACUCAGAUUUGUAAAUGAUGUCACCGCCGAAAGUCACGUCAGCCCUGUCAAUGAUGUCAUCACCGACAGUCACCAAAGCUCGCAUGAAAGUUAAAUAUAAACUGAUAAUAAGAUAUCUAUCGAAAUAUAAUACUUAGUCUGCAUGUGUUCAAUUUUGUAAGUU
Molecule: messenger RNA, 1077 nt
Organism: Mya arenaria
Lineage: Eukaryota; Metazoa; Mollusca; Bivalvia; Myida; Myidae
Exons: 3
Coding region: 498-824 (108 amino acids)
Source: RefSeq, a predicted model, not a curated record